Caenorhabditis angaria is the source of this 1731-nucleotide messenger RNA. The record is from the annotation of a GenBank genome assembly. NCBI's taxonomy places the organism in Eukaryota, Metazoa, Nematoda, Chromadorea, Rhabditida, Rhabditidae.
AUGCCUCCAGCUGUGGUUUCAAAUCGAGAGGAAGACUCUAUGAACAAUGAGCCUUCUUUGUCGGGUAAAACCAUAAUCGGUCUAAUUUAUCCACCACCAGAUAUUCGAACAAUCGUUGACAAAACAGCGGCAUUCGUAGCCAGAAAUGGAAUCGACUUCGAGAAUAAAAUUCGUGAAAAAGAAGCACAAAAUCCAAGAUUCAACUUUUUGUCGAUGACAGAUCCUUAUAAUGCAUACUACAAAAAGAAAGUACACGAUUUUGCGGAAGGAAAAACUGAAGCACCAAAAGCAGCUUUGCCAACAGCAGUUAAAGAACAUGUGAAAAAGACUGAGUUUAUUCCGAAAAAUCCGCCGCCAGCUUUCGAAUUCUGUGCAGAUCCAUCAACUAUCAAUGCAUAUGAUUUGUAAGUAUCUGUGAAAUAUUUGUUUGUUUUCAAAUUUAAAUUUUUAUUUUCAGAGAUCUCAUUAGAGCAACAGCUUUAUUCGUAGCUAGAAAUGGACGACAAUUUUUGACACAACUUAUGACAAGAGAAGCCAGAAAUUAUCAAUUCGAUUUUCUCAAACCAGCUCAUUCAAGCUUCACAUAUUUUACAAAACUCGUUGAGCAAUAUACAAAAGUAAUUGUUCCGGCAAGUAAUAUUAUUGAUCAAUUAAAAGAAGAAGCGACAAAUAGAAAGAAAUUGAUGGAAGAUGUAAAAUAUCGAGUUGCAUGGGAGAAACAUCAAAAAAGUCUGAAAGAUAAAGAAGAAGCUGAGGCACAAAGAGAAAGUAAAGAAUAUGCACAAAUUGAUUGGCAUGAUUUUGUUGUUGUUCAAACUGUUGAUUUUCAACCAGGAGAUUCUUGUAAGUUUCGAAGCGAAUUAUAUGUUUUUCUUACAUCUACAUUUUUAUAGCAAAACUUCCACCACUUUGCACUCCAAAUGAUGUUGGUGCAAGAAUUUUACUAGAAGCUCGAAGUGAACAACAAAAAGCUGCUGCAGAAAUGCAAGAAAUGGAUAUGGAAGAUUCAGACAGCGAAGGUGAAGAGGAACAAAUGGAAAAAGAAGAUGUUCCAUUCACAGCUCCACUUCCACCAACAAAACAAAAAGAUGUUAUUGUUAGAGAUUAUGAUCCGAAAAAAGCAGCAGCUCAAAGAGGAGCAAAACCAUCAGAAAAAUGGCUUAUUUCACCACUUACUGGAGAACGAAUUCCAUCUGAUAAAUUGGAUGAACAUGUUCGAUAUAAUACAGUCGAUUCACAAUACAAAGAAGAUCGAGAAAGACAUUUGGGAGAACGAAGUGCUGAAGAACCAGUAUUGGCAGUUGGUGCAGAUAUUUCGAGAAAUUUGGGACAAUUCGCUGAACGUCGUACUGAUAUUUUCGGAGUUGGUGGAGAACAAACACAAAUUGGUAAAAAAUUGGGUGAAGAUGAAGAUAGUUCAAGUGGACAAUCAAAUAAAUUGAUUUGGGAUGGAACUGAAGAAACACGUGAAAUGAUUACACGUGCUGCACAAAAUCAAGUUACAAUUGAUCAUCGACAAGAUCCGAGUAAAGAUAAAAUUGGAGCACAUGUUCCAAAAAGUACAACAACAAGUGGAAAUAUUACAAUCACUCAAGGAAUUGCUUCGAAAAAUACACAUGUAAGUUAUUUUUCUUAGAGGCUUUUAUUUUUCAAAUUUUUUUUCAGAAAUUGCCGCCAAAUGAAGAUCCACAAGCAAAACGGAAGAAAACCGAAGAAGAAGAAGAAAUAUGA